CGGCAGUAAUGCUUCUCCUCCGUGUCCGAGGAUUGUUGGUGGUCUGUGUCUGGUGGAGCUGUGUGAGCUCUUCCGAGUUCGGACCAGAUAAUUGCACUGCAACUGUAGCAAUCAAUACAACACUGUCAAAUACAGCCACUGUCUAUGUUCCCUCUGGAACUGCGUGUUUUGAGUGCAUCAUUGAUGGAGUGAUAGCUACUGAUGCCACGUUCUGAUAGGCAACUCGCCAGUCAGUGAGGGAUCAGUAGUGAAUGGUACACUAGUAGUGUCUGACACUGAGAGUGUCUUCAGUACAUCCACUAAUGUACGAUGUAGCAGUGGUGGUGUGACUAAUCGAGUCACUGUGGAGCACACCAUUCUCAGACCUCCCCUGAUCACGGGAGAUGCUACAGUCAAUGAAGGGGAUACACUACGUCUGAUGUGUAACUCUAACAACUCCAGACCACUACCUCUUGUCCAGUGGUUCUCUCCUGAUGGAGAUUUCCUCGAUUAUGGUUCACCCCUUGUGAUCAGUAACAUCACAAGGAACUUGGCAGGGAUCUAUACUUGUGUAGCCGACCAGUUUACAGCCACAAUGAACAGCUCUGUGGAGAUCAUAGUCCACUUCCCCUGUGACGAGCUAAAGUCUACUGACAUUAUCAUAGUCAACAUGAGCUCCACUGCAGUGGGCAGUACUGCUACCUAUCAGUGUAGAGAUGGUCCCACUGAUGUGUACACUACUCAGUGUACCAAUACUGGAGAAUGGGACCCUCACCCUUAUACACUGGACUGUAAUACUGAUCCAGGUGUGUCAUCUGGUAAAGGAGGUGUUGGACUACCAGCCAUUCUUGGGGUGGCUAUUACUCUUCUUCUCGUCGUAGUACUCUGCACUACUACAGUUGUUGUAGUGGUGUUUGUUCUAAGGAGACGGACAAGUAUCAAAAGAUGCUACAAGCAAAGUUACAAAAGUGACACAGAAAGUGUUGGAGAGGUGUCUGAAGAGAGAGGUAAACAAGAAAGCUCAUUGGAGCUACAGCAGACGACAGCACCAUGCUCGGUUAUUCAGACAGUACCACUAGAGACAACAGAGCUCAAUGGACAGUACUCUCUGGUCGAAGCAAAACCACAGGAGACCACGGAGCCACACACACCGUUGUAUUCAGUGGUCCAAACCAAAGAGCUGCCAUUCCAAACAGACCCACAACAGUCCCAAUACCCCAAUGCAGUGGUCCAAAAGAAGCCAAAACAGACCAAAGAACUGCCCGUUGAACCACAUAAUACCACAGAACUCAAUGACCAGUACCCUGCAGUCCAAGAAGCAGCAGUCACAAAGGGAAAAGACAUGGAGACGAGGAAAGAGACCCUCGUCUAUGCAGAGGUGGGUCCACACAUCUCCCAGACUCGCAGACAAAUGUUCAACCCCCAGUCAGACAGAGUCCAGUAUGCCUCUCUGGAUCACACUGCCACAGUGAGGGCAGUACCACCAGCAGCAGAGCCUCUGCAGGAUCCAGAUUUGGAAGUGAGUCUGGACCAGAUCCUCAUUCAGUUGAGAGAAGUCACUCCUCACUGGAGGAGACUGGGAGAGGCAGUUGGUGUACAGAGGCUGGACGAAAUAUCUGAAUAUGUGGGUAGUGAGAGUGAGGCAAUGGUGGAGGUGGUGGAUGGAUGGCUGGCCAACCUCCACCCCAACAAGCCCACCUGGAGGGAGAUAGCUGAUGUGGUGGACAGCAUUGGUCACCAUGACCUGGCUCACUCCCUCAGACAGGUCUACACAUCAGGUUCACUGCCAAUAAAAGUGAGCAAUGACCUGCCAGAGUCUCUGAUGGUCAGAGAAUUAACUCCAACUCCUCCACUUCCCCCUCGUGGAGCUGAUGAUGAACAACUCCCUCCACCGUUACCUGCAAGAACUUUUACAUAGUCUUACUUAGCUGCUGUGUGCAUAAUAUGAGUUUUUGACAUU
Molecule: messenger RNA, 1939 nt
Organism: Geodia barretti
Lineage: Eukaryota; Metazoa; Porifera; Demospongiae; Tetractinellida; Geodiidae
Source: the annotation of a GenBank genome assembly